Messenger RNA from Drosophila santomea, 225 nucleotides. RefSeq names its product salivary glue protein Sgs-7-like. Bases 1 to 225 code for a protein of 74 amino acids. NCBI's taxonomy places the organism in Eukaryota, Metazoa, Arthropoda, Insecta, Diptera, Drosophilidae. The record is from RefSeq and is a predicted model, not a curated record. The transcript has 2 exons.
AUGAAACUGAUCGCAAUCGCCAUUAUCGCGUGCAUCCUGCUCAUUGGAUUCACCGAUCUAGCCAUGGGAUGCGAAUGUGAGUGCCAACCUUGUGGACCUGGUGGAAAGCCGUGUGGCAAGUGUCCCGAAAGGGACCAACUUUGUCAGCGGCUCAUACAAAAUAUUCGCUGUCUCCAGUCGGACGUCCGGCAGUGCGUCUGCGGAGAACCACAAUGGAUGAUUUAG